CGUAAUUGACCUCCCAUUGCCACCAUUUUAAAAAUCUAGGAAACACUUGCAAAACUUUUAGAAGAAAAUUGAACUUUUAGAUAAGAAUUCGACAACGGAAUAACACUACGAUGGCUGGAAGGUUACCAGCUGUUGUCAUAGACAAUGGAACGGGAUACACUAAAAUGGGAUAUGCUGGUAAUACAGAACCCCAGUUUAUUAUCCCAUCAUGCAUUGCUGUAAAAGAGUCGGCCAGUGUUGGUGAUAAAAACAAAAGACUUGGGAAAGGGGUCGAAGACUUGGAUUUCUAUAUCGGAGAUGAGGCGACUGAUGCUACAAACUAUGCAGUUAAAUGGCCUGUUCGCCAUGGCAUCAUUGAAGACUGGGAUUUGAUGGAAAGAUUUUGGGAACAAGCCAUUUUCAAAUAUCUCCGUAGCGAGCCUGAGGAUCACUACUUCCUGUUAACAGAACCUCCUCUCAACACCCCCGAAAACCGUGAAUACACUGCAGAAAUCAUGUUUGAGACAUUCAAUGUGCCUGGCCUGUAUAUUGCUGUGCAGGCCGUGUUAGCACUCGCUGCGUCCUGGACGUCCCGACAAGUGGGAGACCGUACUCUGACUGGUACAGUAAUAGAUUCAGGAGAUGGUGUCACACACGUUAUCCCUGUAGCAGAGGGCUAUGUCAUCGGUAGCUGUAUUAAACAUAUCCCAAUUGCUGGCCGUGACAUCACAUACUUUAUCCAACAACUCCUGCGUGAAAGAGAAGUUGGAAUUCCCCCGGAACAAUCUCUGGAAACUGCAAAAGCUAUUAAAGAAAAAUUUUGUUACGUAUGUCCAGAUAUAGUGAAAGAAUUUAACAAAUAUGAUAAUGACCCAAAUAAAUGGAUACGAAAAUAUGACAGCACUAACGCUAUAUCCAAACAGCCAUUCAGUGUAGAUGUUGGUUAUGAACGUUUCCUUGGACCAGAGAUCUUCUUCCAUCCUGAGUUUUCUAAUCCUGAUUUCACUACACCUAUCUCAGAGACAGUAGAUACAGUCAUACAGCAAUGUCCCAUUGAUACUAGGAGGGGCUUAUAUAAGAAUGUUGUGCUAUCUGGUGGUUCUACGAUGUUCCGAGAUUUUGGCAGGAAGUUACAGCGAGACUUGAAACGUGUUGUAGAUGUCCGGUUAAAGGAAAGCGAGAUGCUGAGUGGGGGCAGGUUGAAACCAAAACCUAUUGAAUGUCAAGUGAUAACUCACCAUAUGCAGCGCUAUGCAGUCUGGUUUGGUGGCAGUAUGUUGGCUUCUACUCCUGAAUUUUACCAAGUGUGUCACACAAAGGCUGAUUAUGAUGAAUAUGGUCCUUCCAUAUGUCGACACAAUCCCGUUUUCGGAACCAUGUCAUAGGGACUAUUUCAUGCUCUACUUUAUGUGCACAUGGAUAUAGCAGUGAUUGCCUGGACAAAGAUAUUGGAACAAGGAGGCUGGUGGAUUGAUAGUUUAAUAUACAAAAACUCAAUAUUUAGAAUCCAUUCCUAACAUUGCCAAGCAUUUAAUAAUGACAAUACGUCUCGAUGAAACAUUGACCAUAUUUGGAUACAUUCUUUUCCAUUGAGUUUCACUUUUUAUUGGUUAUAUCUUAUUGCAUAUAGCCUGCCUCAACAAAUCUUAGCAAGGGCAUGACCAGGAUCUAGAAUGGGUGAGGCAAAUAGUAAUAUGUGAGGCUAAUAAUAAUUGGUGAGGCACAUUGAUGCUGACAAGAAAUGUGAUUAUUGGACUUCGACGGAUUUGCAAAAACGCCCAAAUGAAUAAUUUUAUGUUUAUUUUUAUCCUGGAUUCACCAAUGUUUACUAUG
Messenger RNA from Owenia fusiformis, 1812 nucleotides. The record is from the annotation of a GenBank genome assembly. NCBI's taxonomy places the organism in Eukaryota, Metazoa, Annelida, Polychaeta, Sabellida, Oweniidae.